AUAUUACACAACUUUUUUGGCUCUGUAAUUUUAGGUUGCUCAUGGAUCCUUGCUUAUUGUGUCAGAAUGUGGGACUAUACUGUACAUGUCCGAAUCUCUCACACAACAACUUGGCUGGCUCCAGGUGGAUGUGUUGGGAAGCCCAAUUAACAAGAUAUUACACAAGGAUGAUGUGGAACUGUUUAAAUUACAGUUUAAUCAGGACAGCAAUUUCCAUUAUACCACAGAACAAAACAAUGAGGACAACAAAACCUAUAUUCCAGUGCACUCAUCCAGAAAAGUUAAGAGGUCAUUCUUUGUGAGAAUGCAGAACUUGAAUCAUGUAUCAGGGAAUACACCAAAGUAUGAGGAAAUGAGAAUCAAUGGCCAUGUUUAUUUUCACACACAUGACAAGAAGAAGGACAGAUCAGUUUUAAACGAGAGUUGGCUGGUAGGUGUUUGUCUCCCAGUGGCACGCCAGGCCUUACUCAAUAUGCAGGCUCUGGAGGAUAACGACAAUCCAGAGUGGGUAUCCCAGCAUGCAAUGGAUGGCAAGCUCUGGUAUCAGGAUCACAGAAUUGCCUUGGUAGUGGGAGUGAUGCCAAAUGAGCACAUUGGAAUGUCAGUGUAUGACCUUGUCAACAAGAAUGAUUUGAAGGACAUUGCCUGCAGUCACAUGAAAAUUAUGACAGAUGAUGAGAUUCCGUGUACAGUGUUCAGGGUCAGCUCAGUGAAUGGCUGUGGUCCAGAGAAAUAUAUCAAAGCCAGGUCUGUCAUAGUCAAGGACGCCUGGACCAAGAAAAAUCUCUUCAUCGUCAGCUUAAACCAGCAUAUUAGUGAUGAUGAGGGGCAGGUCCUGUUGGAGGAGCAGGGGAAGAGGGUGAGAGCCUUAAUAGCAGCAACCAAAAGUGUGACACUUCAAGAGAAGAGCUUCAAUGAGGAAAACAGUGACACUGACAUGUUAUCAACAGCAUCAGAUGCUAGCCAUUCCCCAGCCAUCACUGACGGGAUCUCUGAUGAACUGCUGGGAUCAAAAAGCAGCAUAGACACUCUGAGCCCAAGUGGCAGUGAUACAAUCCCAGGGAUCACAGUGGCUAGUGCUAGCCCACACAAAGAAGGUUUAUCUGACAGCAAAUACUCCCUGAAGAAGGAAUCACUCCCACUGUUAAAAAGCCUUCUUAUAGGGCCUAAUCAGGAAAAAGGGACACUAGAUAAAUGUGCAAUGAUAGAGAAUAUGUCACAGAAUGGUACUCUUCUGUCAGAAAUUGAAAUGUCUAGACAUGUGAAGAAAGGUUAUCAGCUUCUAGAAACAGAAGAUGAAUCAACAAACUUUGAUAAGUUUUGUAAAGGAUUAACUGACUUUAAUAGCUGUAUUAGUGUUACAGAAAAGGAAAAUGUCUCUCUGGAUAUUAUUGAUGAUGACCUCGUCUGCCAAAGAGUGACUGAAGCGCCACCUGCUGGGAAGCUGUCUUCAGCUUUAUCAGCAGGGGGAGAUAAUUCUGCUGUAAAUAAACAGCAUUUCAUGAGCCAGGUUUCUCAGUUUUUUCCAAUUGUGUCCUCAACAAGUUCGUUAAAUUGUGAAAUAAGCAGUAACUGUGCAAGCUCUCCUCAUCUCUCUAUAGUCAAUGAUUCCUCAACAAGGUUAUGUCCAGCGGAAAAAAGGGGCAGCAGUACGUUAAACAUGGGUGAACAUUUCAAAGACUCAACUCCAUUACAUGAAAACGAAGGGGAUUGCUUAACAAGAAUUGGAGAACUGACCCAAGUCCAGUCACCGACCAUUUCCUCACAAAAAUCACCCAUCCCUAGUGAUUCUCCUGUUCAACACUCAAAUGAGAGCAACAUAGAGUUCCGUUUUUAUCAACAACUUCAGCAUAAGCAUACUGCUCUUGCGAAAAGUCUACAUUCCCAGAGUCAAGAACUAAACACCAUGAAGAAAAACCUGCAUGACUAUAUGCCUUACCCCAAACUCAGAGAAAAGUUAAACCUCCUCCAAAGAGAAGUACAAGAACAAAGCACAAUGUUACAUGACUUGGAGAAGCUCAUGAUAGAGAAAUUUUCUACUUCUCUGACAAGUGCACAAGUGACAUGAAGAAAGUAAACUAAUAAUGUGUUUUAAAACAGCCUGACCUACUAUCCAUGGGAAAAGAAACUCAGUUUGCUGUUAGCUGAUUUUUUUUACUUACUGGGUAAAGGGAGUACUUAUUUUUGGAACAGGUAGAAGCAAUAAGUUGAAUUUUGUAUUCCAUUGAUGUCAUUAAUUGUAUUGGCUUAUGGGUGUGUUAGAAAUAUGCUUUUUUAGCUUACCUAAAGGCUCAGGUCUGAGUAAAGUGUUAGUGUCCAUCUGUCAUUUAGAAUAUGACAUUUAGCAUACUGUGUAAACUUCUCACAUUUUCAUCCUCUUUUCCAACAAGUUUAAAUAAUUAUUAUAAAAUAACAACACAAUUAAGCAUUUAUUGGUAAAGGGAAUUCUGAUGAAUUAUGUUCAGAUUUAGAGCUUUGUCCUAUUUUCUUUUGAAGGUUAGUGUUGAAAUAGUGUAGAAAAGGUGGUUAUAUUUGAAUUUUGGGGUCAUUUAAGUCUCUAGGCAAGUCAACAAAGUAGUCUUGCCGAAUGUUUAUAGUCUUUCAUAAGUACCACAUGAGUGAAAAAAUGAGUAUCGUAUCAAACUUUAAAGCUAUAUGUGGCAUAUCUGACCAAAAAAAUACAAGAUAAAGUGUAGAUUAAGAUGACAUUCGCUAUCUAUAUGUUCAGAUUAAAUUUUUUGCCGAUUUUGAUCCUAAAAAUCCCCACAUUUCUAUAGGUUAAAUUUACUUUAAACCGUAUCUGAUAUUUUAAUUCGAAUCGGAAAUAAAUCGGUUAUUGUUUUAACUAUAAUCUUGGAUAUCUCUGAAAGGCGAUUGAUUUAAAUUGUGUAAUUUACAGGAAAGUCCUGUCUUUACAUAAAGUAACAAAACAAAUAGAAUGAUCUUUUUAAUUUUAGUUAGUCUGAACUUAUCAAAAAUACGCCAUAUAUCACUUUAAUAAACAUGAUAAAUAAAGAUUUACAAAUACAUACUUUAAAAAAAAAUUUACAUAUAGCCUGUGUGUCAGGAGAAGAAAUGUAACUGCAGAACUGAGAUUUUGUCCCAUAUUAGACUCUAACUUGUUUUUAUUUCAUGUUCAUGUCUGAGAUUUUUUUUUUCUAUGUCAAAAAUAAUUAGAUAUUUUUAAUGAAAUCCAGGGAGAUGGCUUUAUUUAUCAUUGAUUUCCUUAUAUAAUGCAUGUAACUACCGAUAUGUGUUUAUAAUUAUAUAUCAUAUUUGUUAUUAUAUAAGUCAUAUUUGUUUAUAUACACCAGAAUAUAUAUAUAUCAUAAUAUCUGUUAAUAUUUAUGAUAUUUGUUUAUAUGUUGACAAAAAUUGUUAUAUUUAUAAAAGCAUAUAUUUUUUACAGUCUCACAUACAUUUUUAAAAGGUUUAGAAAUGAAAUCAAUGCUAGUAGUGCUUGCGAUAAACAACGAAAUGAAUUGUCCCUUGCCCAUAGAAAUUUUGAUGUACUAGUUGUUUU
Molecule: messenger RNA, 3523 nt
Organism: Saccostrea cuccullata (small rock oyster)
Lineage: Eukaryota; Metazoa; Mollusca; Bivalvia; Ostreida; Ostreidae
Exons: 10
Coding region: 86-2068 (660 amino acids)
Biological process (GO): regulation of transcription by RNA polymerase II
Cellular component (GO): aryl hydrocarbon receptor complex; nucleus
Molecular function (GO): DNA-binding transcription factor activity, RNA polymerase II-specific; RNA polymerase II cis-regulatory region sequence-specific DNA binding
Source: RefSeq, a predicted model, not a curated record